Mesorhabditis spiculigera is the source of this 3759-nucleotide messenger RNA. Lineage: Eukaryota; Metazoa; Nematoda; Chromadorea; Rhabditida; Rhabditidae. The record is from the annotation of a GenBank genome assembly.
AUGGCCACAACGAAGACCGACGAAGUCGCCGACCUCAGCGACAAGCUGAAGAAGACUGAGCUCAAGGACAACGGUGAGCGUCGCCGCCGCGUCCAGCGCCAAAUGAUGAGCGAAGAGGAGCUGCAGGCGUUCCUGGCCGAGAAGGAGAAGAAAAUCGUCAAGCGGAACGUGAAGGGCACCGUCAAGUGGUACUCCGUCCUGGGCCACUACGGCUUCAUCGGCACCGAGACCGAGGAAGACGUCUUUGUGCACCAAACGUCCAUCGCCAAAUCGAAGACUGAGAAAUACUACCUGCGCACCCUUGGCAACGGUGAGGCAGUCAAGUUCGACAUUGCCGAAAGCGACAAAGGACUGGAGGCGGUGAACGUCACCGGACCGGACGGCGGUGAAGUGGUCGGCUCGCGCUACCAUCUUCUCCAACUUCCCUGGUUCCGUCAAGCUUUCUUCGACCGCAAGAAGAACAUCAACCGCAAGGCUGGUGACGACGAGCAAAAGCCGCGCCGACGCAACGCCAAGUCGCAAAACGACCGCGACGACAAGGCCGAGCCGAAGCCGGCGCGCACCCGCAGGCCUCGCCGCAACUCCAACAAGCAAGAAAAGACCGAGGCCGGUUCGGAGCUACAAUUUAAAGAAGACGAUGACGAAGAUGAGGGAAAAGCCAUCGAGCUUUCGGAAUUUGCCUGCAAGUACUGUGGCUUCCACGACACAAAGUGCGUUGCACAAUGCGACACUUGCAAACGAUGGUUCUGCAAUGGCAAGGGUAUUACCCCGAUGGCCCACAUCAUCCACCACCUCGUCCGCAGCCAACACAAAGCGGUAAAUCUCCACAAGGAUUCUCACCUCGGCGAGCACCAACUGGAGUGUUACAAUUGCGGUUCGCGCAACGUGUUUUUAUUGGGCUUCAUCCCAGCUACGAAGGAGCAGCUGAUCGUCAUACUUUGCCGGAACCAAUGCACUCAACAAGCUCAGGAAGAUUGGCAGUACGAAGAGUGGAAGCCAUUGGUCUACGAGAAGGGGCUCCUCAAAUGGCUGAUCGAGGUCCCGGAUGAAGCCAAGCAAUUGCGUGCUGUCCAAGUCACCUCGCGGCAGAUUAACAAGCUGGAAGACUUGUGGCGCCGUAAUCCCAAUGCGGUGAUGGAGGACCUGGACCGUCCCGGCGCGGACACAGAACGCGAGCCGGUUAUGCUCCGCUACGAGGACGCGUACCAGUACUGGAAAAUAUUUGCGCCUCUCAUUCAAGAUGAAGCCGACUACGACAAGUCGAUGAAAGAGCACCAAACGCAGACGGUCGGCAAAGUCACUUGGCAGCGGAAAAUCAACGGAAAGAUGCUCGCCUAUUUCCGGUUGCCGAUGUUUGAGGAAGGAUCCAUGAAAGUGGUUAUCGGUGAUGAGCUGCGCUUGAAGCACUGCCAGACGAUCAACGAAGAAUGGCAGGUCUACGUUGGGCAAGUCAUCAAGGUUCCGGAUAAUCAUCUCGACGAAAUUGGCCUGGAAAUGAAGUCCGAGCAGCAAAAGAUUUCACAAGACCCGAAGAUUAUCUGGACGUGCGAGGUGGUCUGGAACUCGACGUCAUUCGAUCGGAUGCAGAACGCGUUGAAAAAGCUGUACAUGGAGCCGACUUCACUCUCCGACUACAUAUACCAUAAGCUGAUGGGCCACGAGUGCGCAGAAGUGGAAUUCAAGAUGAAAAUCCCGAAGAAAUUGUCGGCGCCGGGCCUGCCGCCAUUGAAUCACAGCCAGAUCCAUGCGGUCAAAUCGGUGCUGCUCCGCCCGCUGUCGCUGAUUCAAGGCCCUCCGGGAACUGGCAAGACGGUCACCUCGGCGACGAUCGUCUACCAUCUGGCGACGGGCGUGGAUGGCGAACACCGGCAGCAAGUCCUCGUCUGCGCUCCAUCCAACAUAGCCGUCGAUCAGCUGGCCGAGCGAAUUCAUCGCACCGGCUUGAAGGUGAUCCGAAUGGUGGCGAGGAGCAGGGAGGCGCUGGACAGCAGCGUUGAAGGGCUCACGCUGCACAAUCAGCUGCUCCAAUUGAAAUCGGCUGCUGAACUGCACAAAUUGGAGCUGCUCAGGGAGGAAACCGGCGAACUGUCGGCCGAAGAUGACCAACGCUACAGGCGGUUGAAGCAGGUCAAGGAGCGCGAAUUGUUACAGGCCGCCGAUGUCAUUUGCUGCACAUGCUCCUCGGCGGCUGACAAGCGCCUUGCUGGUCUGCGGUUGAAGUGCAUGCUCGUCGACGAGGCCACGCAGGCGACGGAGCCAGAAGUGCUGACGGCCCUCGUCCGCGGCGUUCGCCAGCUGAUCCUUGUUGGUGACCAUCGGCAGUUGGGGCCCGUCGUCAUGUGCAAGAAGGCAGCUGCUGCCGGCCUUACGCAGUCCAUGUUCGAGCGCCUGGUUCUGUUGAACAACACGCCGAUUCGGCUCCAGGUGCAAUACCGCAUGCACCCCGCUCUAUCUGCCUUCCCAAGCAACAUCUUCUACGAGGGCAAGCUGCAAAAUGGCGUCACCGAGGACGAUCGCAAGCUGAAGGGCAUCAAAUGGGAGUGGCCGGUGCAGAACAAGCCGCUGAUGUUCUGGACGAGCUACGGCCAGGAAGAGAUCGCUGCGUCCGGAACGUCGUACCUCAACCGCACCGAGGCCGCAAACGUUGAGAAGCUGGUGACGCACUUGAUCCGGGGUGGAAUGCGUGCUGAACACAUUGGUAUCAUCACACCGUACGAGGGACAGCGCGCCUAUCUCGUUAACUACAUGAAGAAUCACGGCACACUGCCCUCCAACCUCUACGAGGCCAUCGAGAUCGAGAACGUCGAUGCGUUCCAGGGCCGAGAGAAGGAGGUGAUCAUCGUCACGUGCGUGCGUUCGAAUGAACACGGCGGUAUCGGCUUCCUGCAAGACUCGCGUCGGUUGAACGUGGCGAUCACGCGUGCCAAAUGUGGCCUGAUCAUCAUCGGCAACGCCAAGGUGCUGGGCAAGCAGCCGCUGUGGAACGAGCUGCUCAAUUAUUACAAGGAUUUGGACUUGAUCGUUGAAGGAGCGCUAAACAACCUGAAGACCAGCCACAUCCAGUUGCCUGUCAUCAAGCUGAACAACACGAAUCCGGCCUAUCCGAGCAUGCGACACUCUGGCAUGGACCAGCGCCAAAUGUACACGUUGAGCGAAUACCGCGGCGAGGCCAAGGCCCAAGCCGACCCGGGUGCUGCAGCGACGGCGCAGUCGCUGCGCGAGCAGCAGGCCCAAUUCCCGAUGCCUCUCCACAUGACCCACCUUGGCCAGGUAGUCGCCGCAGCCCAGUCGCGCUACAAUGCCCAAAAUCAAGCCAAGCAACAGGCCGCUAGCACGGGAUCCAGCGGCGCGUGGCCGCCACUUGCGCCCGCCUCGAAGACGAAGAGUGCCGGAGGGACGUCAGGACGUGAUACGACCUUCGACUCGUACGCCUCGCAGGCCAGCCAGGACUUUUUGGGCGAUGCUUCCGUCCCGUGGGCUUCGCAAGACGCCUCACAAUCGCAGUCGCAAGCGCAGCCUUGGCGCACGCCAGGACAUGGUCGUGGCGCAUCACAAAUGGUCAGCCAGGAUGAUGGCGGUCUCUCGCAGGGCGGUGGCCACGGCACCCAGUUCAGCCAGGACCUCGACGGCGACAUGGCCAAGCUGAUGCCCGCCCGCUGCUCUCCCCGCAACCCCGCACUAACUGAUCCCGCCGGCGUCGCCGACCCUCGCCCCGGGGCUGACUCUUUGGAGAUAUGGCUUAAAAGAACAUUGCCGCUA